GUCCGGGUCUCGGAGCGAGCGCACGUGCGCCGGCCGGACCCAAGCAGAGGGAGCGCCCGGGCACUGGCAAGGAAAUGGCGGGCGAGGCGCUGUUCAGGGUUAGGGAAAAGUGUGGGGCGAGUUACGCCCCGAGAGGGGAGAGUAGAGAAGAACAACCCGACGGCCAUGGAGGCCGAAGAGACGAUGGAAUGCCUUCAGGAGUUCCCUGAACAUCAUAAAAUGAUCCUGGACCGAUUGAAUGAACAGCGAGAGCAGGACCGGUUUACUGACAUCACCCUGAUUGUCGACGGACACCAUUUUAAGGCCCACAAGGCUGUUUUGGCUGCUUGCAGCAAGUUCUUUUACAAAUUCUUUCAGGAGUUUACUCAGGAACCUUUGGUGGAGAUAGAAGGUGUUAGUAAAAUGGCCUUUCGUCAUUUGAUUGAGUUCACAUAUACAGCAAAAUUAAUGAUACAAGGAGAAGAAGAAGCCAACGAUGUAUGGAAAGCAGCAGAGUUUCUACAAAUGCUAGAAGCUAUCAAAGCCCUGGAAGUCAGGAACAAAGAAAACUCAGCUCCACUAGAGGAAACUACCACAGGAAAAAGUGAAGCAAAAAAAAGAAAGAUUGCAGAAACUUCAAAUGUUAUCACUGAGUCAUUGCCAUCUGCAGAAUCUGAACCUGUUGAAAUCGAGGUGGAGAUUGCUGAAGGCACAAUCGAAGUGGAAGAUGAAGGCAUUGAAACAUUAGAGGAUGUGGCUACUGCCAGGCAGUCCAUAAAAUAUAUUCAGAGCACAGGUUCCUCUGAUGAUUCCGCUCUGGCAUUAUUGGCAGAUAUCACCAGCAAGUACCGUCAAGGUGAUAGAAAAGGGCAGAUUAAAGAUGAAGAUGGCUGUGCCUCUGACCCCACAAGCAAACAGGUAGAAGGACACAUGAAAUCACACUCCACUGAGAGUUUCAAGUGUGAAAUAUGCAAUAAAAGGUAUCUUCGGGAGAGCGCAUGGAAACAGCACCUCAAUUGUUACCACCUUGAAGAAGGUGGAGUCAGUAAGAAGCAAAGAACUGGGAAAAAAAUUCACAUAUGUCAGUACUGUGAGAAACAGUUUGACCACUUUGGACAUUUUAAAGAGCAUCUUCGAAAGCAUACAGGUGAAAAACCUUUUGAAUGUCCAAAUUGUCAUGAACGAUUUGCUAGAAAUAGCACCCUCAAAUGUCACCUGACUGCAUGCCAAACUGGAGUGGGGGCAAAAAAGGGAAGAAAGAAGCUUUAUGAAUGUCAGGUCUGUAAUAGUGUGUUUAACAGCUGGGACCAGUUCAAAGAUCAUUUGGUAAUACACACUGGAGAUAAACCCAACCAUUGUACUUUGUGUGACUUGUGGUUUAUGCAAGGAAAUGAAUUAAGGAGGCAUCUCAGUGAUGCUCAUAAUAUUUCAGAGCGUCUAGUAACUGAAGAAGUUCUUUCAGUAGAAACACGUGUGCAAACUGAACCUGUGACAUCAAUGACUAUUAUAGAACAAGUUGGGAAGGUGCACGUGUUACCAUUGCUUCAGGUUCAAGUGGAUUCAGCACAAGUGACUGUGGAACAGGUCCACCCAGAUCUGCUCCAGGACAGCCAAGUGCACGAUUCACAUAUGAAUGAGCUUCCAGAACAGGUCCAGGUAAGUUAUCUAGAAGUGGGUCGAAUUCAGACUGAAGAAGGUACAGAAGUACAUGUAGAGGAGCUGCAUGUUGAACGGGUAAAUCAGAUGCCAAUGGAAGUACAAACUGAGCUUCUAGAAGCAGACUUGGAUCAAGUGACCCCUGAAAUCAUGAACCAAGAGGAGAGAGAGGCUACCCAAGCAGAUGCUGCUGAGGCGGCCAGAGAAGAUCACGAAGAUGCUGAGGGUUUAGAGACCAAAUCAACAGUGGAUUCCCAAGCUGAAAAGUCAGGAAAUGAGAACAGAACACCUAUGCCAGUUUUAGAAUGAAAUAACAAAUGAAUAUAUUUUUAAAUUUAUGUGUUGAGUUUUUGAACUGAUGAUGGGCAGUGUGACUGUCCUUAAGCUAACAGACACGUGGACCAAAGUUAAGCUCUUUCAU
This is a messenger RNA of Eubalaena glacialis (North Atlantic right whale), 2056 nucleotides long. Its product is annotated as zinc finger protein 131-like. Gene Ontology annotation, biological process: regulation of transcription by RNA polymerase II. The record is from RefSeq and is a predicted model, not a curated record. NCBI's taxonomy places the organism in Eukaryota, Metazoa, Chordata, Mammalia, Artiodactyla, Balaenidae. Gene Ontology annotation, molecular function: DNA-binding transcription factor activity, RNA polymerase II-specific; protein binding; RNA polymerase II cis-regulatory region sequence-specific DNA binding. Gene Ontology annotation, cellular component: nucleus.